Messenger RNA from Pleuronectes platessa (European plaice), 4182 nucleotides. It is a transcript of the gene uimc1, whose product is annotated as ubiquitin interaction motif containing 1. Gene Ontology annotation, cellular component: BRCA1-A complex. Gene Ontology annotation, molecular function: K63-linked polyubiquitin modification-dependent protein binding; histone binding. The record is from RefSeq and is a predicted model, not a curated record. Gene Ontology annotation, biological process: positive regulation of DNA repair; double-strand break repair. Lineage: Eukaryota; Metazoa; Chordata; Actinopteri; Pleuronectiformes; Pleuronectidae. The transcript has 24 exons. The coding region runs from base 99 to 3191 and encodes 1030 amino acids.
CAGCUGUCACGUGAUUACGUUACCAGAAACAAACAUGGCGCCGCGAAAUCCCAGUGAUCUCUGCUAGGCUGGUGGGUCGGUGUCGAGCCUCCGGACAGAUGAGAGGAGGAAGAGGAGGACACUCUUCAUCAUCUUCUUCAUCAUUAUCUUCAUCAUCAGUCUCUCAGGAGCAGAGCAGAAUGUCUGUGAGGAAACAGAUCCUCCAGGAGACGACCAGUGCUCCCACAGAGAUCAUCAUCGACGAGGACUCACAGGAGCUGGAGUCUGUGGACCACCUGGAGGGGAAGGAGCUCUCGUCAUCAUCUCGAAUCAGUCGCAGGAGAGAACGAGGAAACCAGAGUCAAACCAAAGAGAUGACGGAGGAGGAGAUGAUGGACCUGGCUCUGCGUCUGAGCGAACAGGAAGCCAGCAACACGGCGCUCCAGCUGCAGCGGGAAGAGGAGGCCGUGAUGAAAGCCAUCGAAGAGAGCAAACAAAACCGGCUUCAUGGAUCCAGGUUUAUUAACCGACAUGGACCCGGUUCCAAAAGGCCGCUGCCUUCAGAACCAUCCUUAAAUAUGGUCGGCCAGUCUCAGCCGGACUCGCCAUCCCAGAGUCAGAGUCUCCUCGGCCACGCCUCACUCUGCUCCCGACGCAAACCCCCCCGCUCCAACGGGACGAGGACGCCGUCCAUGGACCAGGGAGCCUCACAGGAGAUGGACCUGACGCCAGAAUCAAAAGGAGCUGGAGAGGAAAUAAAGAACAGGAAUAAAAAGCGUAAAAGGAAAGAAGGAAGUCCUCUGGAGACGUCCGACUUCUCCCAGAAGCUCGAGUCUCAGGCGUCGCCCGGCGGCUCCGAGCCUCUGGACUCAACACAGAGCUCUGACUCGGCGCAGGUCGAACACGCUCUGCUCCACAAGUCGCCCGUCUUCCUGUCCACUGACUGCAGGGUGUUGGUUCACGUCCCGCGGCUCAGUCAGGACCUGCUGGAAACCUGCAGAAGCUCAGGGUUUGUGUUGUGCUCUCAGGACACUUGUGCCUCCCCUCAGACGUCGCUGCCCGCUCAACCCAAGAGCCCGACGUUUCCCAGAAGCCCCGGUAACCUCACGUCUCGCCCGAAGACUCCCGUCCCUCAGGAAGACGAUGAAGAAACGCAGCUGUCCCAGAGUCUCGAGUUUCUAAGAAGUCCCGUGUUUGGCAGGAGCACUCAACCUGAGACGAGUCCAAGUGCCUGCAAGCCUCCCGUCACUGUCUGUGAGAACUCAGGGCUGGAGAUCUCCUCCUCUGAGGAGAGCUUGACCUCCUCUGUGAGGACCACUCCCGCUCGGCCUCAGAGCCCCGUCUUCCCAAGAAGCCCCGCCCCUCGCCCUCCGCCAGAGAGAUCACCGAUCUGCGGCAGCCCCGUCUCCUCAGAGACGCACCGAGGACCUUCUCCGAGUCCGGUGUUCGGCAGGAGGGGACGAGAGGUCGGUGAGGACGAGCCGAAGAGGUCUGUGGUUCCUUCAGAGGUCGAAAGGUCAAACAGUGAAGUGAGUGGAGUCGUCGGUGAGGAGUCUUCUCAGAGGCCGACGCAGCCCUGCAGCACCGACCCUCAUCAGGAGGACGUCAGGUUGGACACGAUGCCCGGGUCGUCUCUGUCAGAAGAUUCACAGGAGCGGAUUGAAACACCUGGAGACUUGAACCCAGCAGAGACGGAGCUGACCAGCGACAUGACGCUCGUCUGGUCUGACAAGGACGAGGACGUCACGCCGGCCGGUUCUCCGAGCCCGGUCUUCCCAGAGGAGAGAGGUGCUGGUCGGGCAGAAGUUCUGGUUUCCUCCCUGAACCACGACUCUGCAGCUUCUCCAGGAGCAGAGCGGAGGAGCAGCUCCGCCGAGCGGCAGCCAGUCGGCAGCGGGGGGGCGACGGUUCAGUACUACUGGGGGGUUCCCUUCUGUCCCCGGGGCCUGGACCCAGACGCCUACACACAGGUGAUCCUGGCUCAGAUGGACGUUUACCACACGAGUCUGAAACGGGCUCAGAGGCGUCUGCUGAGGAAGGCUCCGUGGGGGGGGGCCAUCCUGCCGCAGCCUGAGAAAUCUCCUUCACCUGAGUCGUCUGCUGAGUCUCCUCCACGUCUGGUUCCUCGAAGACGAGGUCUCAGGUUGAGGAGGAAAAACGAGAGUGAAGAGUCUCCUCCAGCUGAGGAAGAGGAGGAGGGAGGGGAGCAGAGGGACGAAGAGGAGGAGUCAGAGACGCAGAAGAUUGAGGGAGGAGAAGAAGGACCGAUGGAUACUGACGACUGUGACGUUUGUCCAGAAACUCAACUGAGUCACAACGAAGACGAGGAAACUCAAGAUCUGACGACUGAGGCUGGAGCGGAGCUCCGACCUGGAAGUCCUGAUCUCCCUGAGGUCCAGAUGAUUCCUCCAGAAGAUCCUCCAGCUGCGGUCGAGCCGCCGCCACCGGAGGACAAGGAGGAGAUGGAGGUGGACAUCUGUGGAACAAAGGAGGGAAUCAACCCUGGGGCUGAUGCUGGACGUCCACCUCAGAACGGGGAGGAGGACAAGGAGGACGGUGCUGAUCCAGAUGUGGAGGAGAUGGAGGUCCGAGGGCUGCAGAGGCCGACGUCUCCAGAGGUGGAGCCCGGCGCCGCCCCUCCGGGUCCCGAGGCCAGCGUGGACUGUCCCCUCUGCCAGGGAUCCUUCCCCGUGACGAGGAUCGAGCGGCACGCGGCGUACUGCGACGGAGAGGUGGUGCUGGAGGAGAGGGAGGAGCCCGGAGUGUCAUCGAAGCCUCGAAGGAAGCGCCGGAGAGCAGAGGUCCCUGAAGCCGAGGAGACGAGCCACUCGGCCAGCAGCAGCAGGAACCAAGAGAAAUGCUUCCUCUGUCAGAAGAAGUUUCCUCUGAGGGAAUACACCCGACACACCGAGCUGUGCCUCCAGCGCCGAACCCAGAAGUCUGACACCAGAGGAAAUCUGCUCUCAGCUCUGGAACAGACAGAAACCCGAGGAUCAGAAGCCGGGCCGUCAGGAACCAGAGUCCAGCCGGCUGAGGUCAUCGACCUGCGGGAUGAUGAUGAUGAUGAUGAUGAAGAGGAGGACAGGGUGAGAGCGGUGAGCAUCAGCAGCUCUCCCAUCAGAUCCUUCACUCCCAUCUCAGAGGCCACCGGCUGCCUCAUCGACUUCAGGAGGCAGCAGCGAGCCAAGAAGCCGAGCCACCGACGGAGAUGAGGACGACCUCCAGAGGACGGACGUCUCUGAACUCAUCAGGAACCAGAGCCUUAAGUGAAACCUGCAGGUCAUCGGGUCAGACGUGAAGUCAGAACCAAGACGAGAGACUUCUCCUCCUGAUGGAUUCUCAAGCAGCUGAACGUCGCAACGAGCAAAAUCUCAUUUCUGUGCCACUCUGUGUUUUUUGUGUUUCUGUUUUGCGUUGAAGAUGUUUGUGUCAACCUGUGUGCGUCCAACAGAAGCAUCCACACACCACUCUGAUCUCACAGGUCUCCACCACGUCUGAGCAGAGCUGCAUUCAGUUCAUUCACAGAUUUUCAUCUCAUCAAACAGCCUGGACCAGUUUCUAAAAUCAUCCUCAGAAACUUUUUACUGUACUUUGUUGUUUUCCUUUUGUCCUUUUCUGUCUUUGACCUUGAAACCUGUAUCUGCACUUUAGACUGGAUUUGCCAGUUUGUGACUCAGCAGCAGUGAAGUCACCGCGAUGCACUGAAACACACCGGUUGGCUCAUUGAUGGACGAGGACACCGACCCGCUCGUCUCUCCGGUGUCCUCACAUCUCGGCCUCAAACCGCCGGCCUGAGGUUUCCUGUGAGACUCUGUCACAACGCUCGGUUUCACCAACCGCCUCAAACACAAAGAAACGAGGAACAGUCAAGAGUGAACCUUCAUUUACCUCAGGGCUCCAAGGGGGACAGACUCGGUCCAGGACAAGUGUCUCAGCUACAAGUCCAACUCACUCAGUCCCAGCGAGGACACACAGGAAAUAACACUUUCUAAUAAUUCAGAUACAGAUUAAUGGAUAUUGUCCUGUAACCUGUCGUCAGCUGCUCAGAAGUUCAAGAGAAUCCAUCAAGUGAUCAAAAGUCAGAAUCAAAUAAAUCCACUCGUCUGAAGAUUCUUUGUAGAUUUUAAGUUUGUCUUUUUAAUAAUUGUUUCUAAAAUGUAUUUUUUAUUUAAUAGAUAAAAAUGUUAUCAAUAAAAAAUAUGA